Molecule: messenger RNA, 279 nt
Organism: Clunio marinus
Lineage: Eukaryota; Metazoa; Arthropoda; Insecta; Diptera; Chironomidae
Source: the annotation of a GenBank genome assembly
AUGGAGAAGAGAAGCCAAAAUAAUUCCGUUGUAACGAAUCUUGAGAAACAACAGCAAGCAGGCCUCACUGUAUCACAUUUGCACUCAUCAUCUGACCGAAAAAAAGAGAGAAAAGAAGAAGAAAAUAUCACAAAAAAUCACGGUUAUGGUGGAAUAGACAAAUUGGUCUCGCGACUAAGAUUUCAAGACAACAAUUUAAAGCAUAAAAUGUGUGCAAUUUUUCCAAGGUAUUAUUGUACAACAGGUGGUUUUAAUUCACUUUCUGCUGUUGAGACUUGA